AUGGCUGAUCUCUGCCGCGGCCACCACCUAGUUCUUCUAUGGGUUUUAGCCACACUUGUAACCAUCUCUUCUGCUAUGCCACCACCAAACCCUAUCAAAUGCAAUAAAACAGAUUGCCAGCUUUCCAAUUCCUACGGUAUUUGGGGUGACAGACAAACAUGUCACGCUCCAAAAAUUGUCUAUCCCACAACAGAAGAAGAGCUUCGACAAGAAUUAGCCAAUGCCAACAAGAACAACCUUAAAGUCAAAGUUGUCACAAGAUUUUCACACACCAUUCCUAAACUAGCAUGCCCCAGUACUGGAAAUGCUGCUGUCUUUAUUAGUACUGAAAAAUACGACUCAAAUAUUAAUGUCGACGUGGAAAAACGUACUGCCACCGCUGAUGGCGGAGUUGGACUCCGGAAGUUUAUCGAUACGAUUGAAAAGGCGGGGUUGAGUUUAGUGGCCGCGCCAUAUUGGGAGGGAGUGACGGUUGCCGGAGUAAUAAGUACGGGGGCUCACGGUAGUUCGUGGUGGGGCAAAGGAGGAGCAGUUCAUGAUCAUGUUACUGGUCUGAGUCUUAUUGUACCAGCAAAUGAAGCUAAUGGCUAUGCCAAAAUAAUCAAAUUAAUACCACAAGAUCCACUGUUCAAUGCUGCUAAAGUUUCUCUUGGAUUGCUUGGCAUCAUUUCUAAG
This is a messenger RNA of Nicotiana tabacum (common tobacco), 675 nucleotides long. The record is from RefSeq and is a predicted model, not a curated record. NCBI's taxonomy places the organism in Eukaryota, Viridiplantae, Streptophyta, Magnoliopsida, Solanales, Solanaceae.